AAAGGAAGACCAAGGGAUUCAUCAACGUAGAAAUGAGUUCCUGCUUCACCAUCUCCCUCUCUCUCCUCUUCUUCUUCAUAAAUUUUGCAGCUACCGAAGCAGCACCUACGUUUCUACGGCACUACUGCCCAAACACCACCCUCUUCACUCCCAACUCCACCUAUCAAUCCAACCUCAACGCCCUCCUCUCUUCCCUCUCCUCUGCCGCCACCGACAGCGCUGAUGGCUUCGCCAAUGCUAUUGUCGGCCAAAACCCUCCCGACCAGGUCUACGGGCUCUUCCUCUGCCGCGGCGACAUUGACCUCACCACAUGCAGCAACUGCGUGGCCACUGGAAAACAGGAUAUCCUCCAAAGAUGCCCGAACCGGCAAGUCUCCGUGAUCUGGUACGAUGAGUGUAUGUUGAGGUACUCCGAUGUGUUCAUCUCCUCGGUCAUGGAACAAGUGCCUUCUUUCACGAUGCACCACACUGGGAACAUCACUGAUCCAACCCGAUUCAUGCAAGUCCUGGAAGAGACCAUGGACGACAUCACCGCAAGGGCUUCAGUCCGCGAGUCGGGGAAGAAAGUCGCCAUUGCGGAGGCAAACUUUACCAGCUUAAAGAAGCUGCACACGCUCGCACAGUGCACGCCGGACUUGACAGUGUCGCAGUGCAACACGUGCCUCCGCGCAGCAUUUUUGGGCCUCCCCCGGGGAAAGAAAGGUGGGAGGAUGUUCACUCCGAGCUGCAGCAUGAGGUUCGAGCUGUACCCAUUUUAUAAUGCCUCGGCCAUAGCGGCCCUGGUGCCUCCGCCGUCCUACCUUCCAUCUCCUCCAGCUCUUCUGACCAGACGUAACGCACUUCAAAGCAGCACAAUUGACAGUAUAACUGCAUCAACUCCUCUCGUUCAGAACCAAACCAUUGUCUCUAGUCGUCAAAUCUUUGAGCUUGGGUUCUUCACGCCUAAAGGAUCAGCAAAGCAGUACGUAGGAAUAUGGUACAAGAACUUGACUCCCUCCAAAGUUGUCUGGGUGGCCAACAGAGACAAGCCACUUGGACACACAGAUCAAUCUGCGAGCUUAAUAAUUGGCGAAGAUGGAAAUCUGAAGCUUCUUGAUGGGCAACAAAACACUGUGUGGUCUACUAAUAUCAUGGCAAAGUCUAACUAUUCUGUAGCACUGCUUUCAGACUUUGGAAACUUUGUUCUUCAAGACAGGAACGCGGAUAUAAUGUGGGAAAGCUUUGAUGAGCCAACUGACACUCUCCUGCCAAACAUGAAGAUCGGAGUGAACGUGAAAACAGGAAAGAAACGGAACUUGAUUUCCUGGAAAGGCGAAGAUGAUCCCUCAUUCGGAAGCUUUGCUGUAGGAUUGACACCAGAAACAGCGCCUCAGGUUUUCACUUGGAAUGGAUCAAGUCCUUACUGGAGAAGCGGACAGUGGGAUAAAACCAAGUUCAUCGGAAUACCGACCAUGAGUGGGCCUGGGUCCGUUCUCCAGCAAGAUAAUAUACAGGGAACAACAUAUUAUUCCCUCAAAAGUUACGACAAUCUCUUUGGAUAUAAUUUCAUCUCAUCUGAAGGAUAUUUAAUGGCAGUUCGUUGGGCCAAUGGAUGGUCGACAUACUGGGGGGCACCGGAAUCAACUAACCCUUGUGAUAUAUAUGGAUAUUGCGGCUCCUUUGGAGUUUGCAACCUGCUUAAUUCACCCUUGUGCAGAUGCUUAAAAGGUUUUAAACCAAGAUCAGAUGAAGAAUGGAACAGAGGAAAUUGGACCAGAGGGUGCCAUAGGGAAAUGGAAUUAAAUUGUCAGAAACCUGCAAAUGCAGCAGCUUCGACGACUGUCGAAAAAGAUAUGUUCCGGCGAAUGAGUCAGAUCAAGUUGCCUGAUUCCGCUGAUUUUCCAUUGAUAGAUGAUGCAGAGCGAUGUCAAAGUUGGUGCCUAGAAAACUGCUCGUGCUUGGCCUUUUCUUAUGUGAAUGCUAUAGGAUGUAUGGCUUGGAGUAAAGACCUCCUAGAUAUUCAGCAAUUCUCCAUGGGUGGCCAAGAUCUAUAUAUUCGGCUUGCAGAUGGGGGUGCGGGUGCAGAUGUGGGUGCGGGUGCAGAUACAGGUUCAGGUUUACCCAUGCGGACAAAACUUAUCAUCAGCCUAAGUACUAUUUCUGGCAUCAUCUUAUUUGGAGCCAGUAUUUUAGUCUGUGGUCUUUCAAAGUGGAGAGGGAAGUUUAGGAAAAUGACAAUCCCAGGGCUCUUUAGGUCAGUGGCUGAGGCCAUCAAAUCAGAAAAACUGCCAAAGGAAACUGCAUGGAAAGAGCAAAUGAAGGAAGAUGAUGCAUCUAAAUUGGUGGCCUAUGAUUUUGAUAGCAUAUGCCUCGCAACAGACAACUUCGACACGAAAAACAAACUCGGGCAGGGAGGGUUUGGCCCGGUUUAUAAGGGAAAACUGAAGGAUGGUAAGGAGAUAGCAGCGAAGAGACUUUCGAGCUGCUCAGGCCAAGGCUUAACGGAGUUCAAGAAUGAGAUCCUUCUAAUAUCCAAACUUCAACACCGAAAUAUGGUGAGACUCCUCGGUUGCUGCACUGAAAGAGAAGAAAAGAUUCUAGUGUAUGAGUAUUUGCCGAACAAGAGCUUGGACGCCUUCCUUUUUGAUUCAAAAGAGAAGGCGAAACUUAGCUGGAGCGUACGCUUCCACAUUAUCCAGGGGGUCGCGAGAGGGCUGCUCUACCUCCACCAUGAUUCUGGCCUCAGGGUCAUACAUCGAGAUUUGAAAGUGAGCAACAUUCUAUUGGAUGAAAAGAUGAAUCCUAAAAUUUCUGAUUUUGGGCUGGCGCGGAUGUUUGAAGGAUCUCAAGUUGUGGUAAAUACUCACAAAGUUGUGGGGACACAGUAAGCUUUCUAUCAUCACUCUUAUAAGCAAUUACUCAUGAGGCAAUAUAUCACCUCGGAAGCAGAUUAGCAUUAUUAUACGCUCACCUAUCCAUUCAUACGUGUUCCUACGGUUGCUUUAUUAUUACGGAUAAAAUUCUUCCAUGCACAGCCAAUGGUUCCAAUAUGUUAGUUCUCUCUGUAGUAAUUAUAGACCAGCGCUACAAUGCAAAUGCUAAAAGAUAUGAGAAAUAUGGUACUCAUCGAGGUGGAAGUUUAUCGCCCUCCAAUUUGCUCACCUCUCAUGUCAUCGUCCUUUAGUCUAUGAUUUUUUGUUUGAAUUGUACUUCAGGAACCUCCACUUAUAUUAUUUUGUCUACAGCGGUUACAUGUCUCCCGAGUAUAUCAUGGGUGGGACAAUUUCUGAGAAAUCAGAUGUUUAUAGCUUUGGAGUACUGUUAUUAGAGAUUAUCAGCAGCAAGAAGAACGCAAGUGUAGAUUACCCCGAGCAGCAUCUCAAUCUCAUGGCUUAUGCAUGGCACUUGUGGAGUGAGGGCAGAGGACUGGACCUGAUGGAUGCAGCCAUUGCUGACGCAUUUUCGACGUCAGAAGUAAUGAGAUGCAUUCAGUUAGGGCUUCUCUGCACGCAGGACCAUGCCACAGAUAGACCCAACAUGUCCGCCGUGGUUCGAAUGCUGAAUGGAGAGUCCAAGCUUUCACAGCCGAAGCAACCGACAUAUACAUUUCAAGGUUUGCUGGCUCGCGAAGUCCAAUCACAAGAAGGAAUCCGGUCCGUGAAUAACAUCACCAUUACUACGGUUGAAGGGAGAUAAAAUUCUUAAAUGCAUUUUCACUAUCAAUUCAUCUUUCGUGGGAUUCAGUGUUCACCAAAUUAAAUGGCAUGAAUAUGCACUCUUUUGUUAUACUUUUAUUGAAUAUAUGAUGUAAACAUAGAGAUUGUGAGGGAAUUUGAGUUGCUAGCUCUCUGGUAGGAUAGUUUUAUGUGGGCAAGGUCGCAGAAAAGUUCAGAACAUCCGUAUGCACAGGGGUUUCUACCCCUUCUGCAUAUAAAAUUGUUUUCCCUCUCAACAUU
Messenger RNA from Eucalyptus grandis, 3935 nucleotides. Its product is annotated as G-type lectin S-receptor-like serine/threonine-protein kinase At1g61480. NCBI's taxonomy places the organism in Eukaryota, Viridiplantae, Streptophyta, Magnoliopsida, Myrtales, Myrtaceae. Gene Ontology annotation, molecular function: ATP binding; protein kinase activity. The transcript has 7 exons. The record is from RefSeq and is a predicted model, not a curated record. Gene Ontology annotation, biological process: protein phosphorylation; recognition of pollen. The coding region runs from base 33 to 2867 and encodes 944 amino acids.